This is a messenger RNA of Aspergillus fijiensis CBS 313.89, 888 nucleotides long. Its product is annotated as 2-hydroxy-palmitic acid dioxygenase MPO1. The transcript has 4 exons. Gene Ontology annotation, biological process: sphingoid catabolic process. Gene Ontology annotation, cellular component: endoplasmic reticulum. NCBI's taxonomy places the organism in Eukaryota, Fungi, Ascomycota, Eurotiomycetes, Eurotiales, Aspergillaceae. The record is from RefSeq and is a predicted model, not a curated record. Bases 155 to 724 code for a protein of 189 amino acids.
CGAACGGUUUGGCAUAAAAUGUCUUAUCCUUCCACCUGAUCAGGCAACACCUUGUAGUGGGGAGGAAAAGUAGCUUCUCGGUCUGGAUAUCGGUCUUCUCCAUCUCACUGCUCUUCGCCUUGCCCGACAAGACCCCUGCAUCUUCAGUGUCACCAUGGCUUUGAAUCUCGAGAAGCAGCUACUCUUUUAUGGCGCCUACCACAAUAAUCCCGUGAAUGUUGCGAUUCACAUGACAUGUGUGCCGAUACUUCUCUUCACUGGCAUUGCCCUGGCAUCUAACACACCAACCCUCAUCCCCACGCCUGAGGCUUUGCAGGUUGAGAACCUGCCUCUCAACCUUGGGACGAUCGCUGCCAUAGUAUACUCGACGUUUUACAUCCUUUUGGAGCCCGUAGCAGGGGCCCUAGCGACGCCGCUCAUCAUCGGCAGUGCAGCCGGUGCGAAUCACCUUCUCAGUACCUACGGCACGAGCGCCAACUACUGGUUUGGUGGCAUUCACGUGGUUUCGUGGUUGGCGCAAUUCGUCGGCCAUGGUGCCUUCGAGAAACGGGCCCCUGCACUGCUGGAUAAUCUGGUGCAGGCUCUGCUGCUCGCUCCCCUUUUCAUCUGGAUGGAGAUUCUGUUCUUCUUCGGGUAUCGCCCUGAGCUGAAGAAGAGGUACCAUGAGAGUGUGAACAAGGAGGUCGCGGCAUUCAAGGCUCAGCAGAACAAGGCAAGCAAUUGAUCGGACCGCAAAUCCAGUAUGAGAGCCAUAAGUGGUCCUUAGUCUUCGGUGGUAAUCAAGGUUGUCUGGCUAUUUCCAAAGCGACAAUAGCGGUCUUUCCAAUUUGGCAGCAUGUCUACAAGGUGAUGAUGGAACGUCUGAGUGCAGUAAGUAGUGUUUUGAGA